Molecule: messenger RNA, 5804 nt
Organism: Coccidioides posadasii C735 delta SOWgp
Lineage: Eukaryota; Fungi; Ascomycota; Eurotiomycetes; Onygenales; Onygenaceae
Gene: REV3
Product: DNA polymerase zeta
Biological process (GO): double-strand break repair via homologous recombination; error-prone translesion synthesis
Cellular component (GO): zeta DNA polymerase complex; nucleus
Molecular function (GO): DNA-directed DNA polymerase activity; nucleotide binding; DNA binding
Source: RefSeq, a predicted model, not a curated record
AUGGAACCGUUUCGCGUCCUGUUGAACUGUGUUGACCAUUAUCAAGCUGCGCCGACGUGUCUGGACCCUCAGCUUCCGUGCGGCGAUGGCCCUACAUCAGCGAGGACGAGACCGAAAGUUCCUGUUAUCAGAGUAUUUGGUGCCACCGAGACCGGACAAAAAGUAUGCGCUCAUAUACACGGAGCAUUCCCAUACCUUUAUAUAGAGUAUCGUGGAAGUUUAGCUAUGGAACAAGUCAAAGCUGCUACUCGUAGCCUACACGUAUCUAUUGAUCAUGCCCUGGCGGUUAGCUACCGCCGAAAUGCAUACGAUCCUGGCACUGCCUACGUCGCCCACAUAAGCCUUGUGAAAGGUACACCCUUUUACGGUUAUCAUGUGGGGCAUAAGUUUUUCUUCAAGAUAUAUUUGCUGAACCCCUUACAUAUGACGCGACUUGCGGAUCUCUUGCUUCAAGGCGCUGUAAUGAAACGGGUUCUUCAGCCGUAUGAAAGCCAUAUGCAGUAUAUCCCCCAGUGGAUGUGUGACUACAACUUGUACGGAUGUGCGUAUAUCGACUGCAGGAAAGUGACCUUCCGAGGACCAGUACCGCUCCAAUGUGAGCUAGAAGAUUCUGAGCAUCAAUGGCAUGAUCAAAACAUUGCUCCAGCGCUGAUAUCGGAUGCUGGGGCGUUUCCAAGGCAAAGUCAUUGCGCUCUCGAAGUUGACGUUCACGUUCAAGAUAUUCUCAAUCGACUUGGGAUUAAGGAACGCCCUUUACACAACUAUCUAUUUGAGGGCUUAGAUACGAUUCCUCCAGACGCGAAAUUGGUACCUAGCUUGGCUAGUCUCUGGGAAGACGAAAAGCGACGGAGAAAGGCCGCAAUGGGACUUACAGAUUCUGAAAGCAGCCCGUUUACUUCAGCAGACCUCGUUUCCAUGUCAGCUGACUCCCGAAACGUAGCAGCUGGAGGUUGGAUUCAUGAAGAAGAGUUUCGAGCUCGGGUGGCGGAAAUAGUGGUGAAGGAGCAAGCCCGGAACAACGGAGCGAAGCCAUCGCCAGCCAGUCUUAUCCAAUCCGACCCCUUUGAAGCAAGUAUACAGUCGGCUUUGGAUAGUGUGGAAGAUUUAUAUCCCGAAAAGCUUCAAGCUGCCGUCUUUGAUCCUGUCAAUGUUGGAGAUGAAGGAGUGGAGGUCGGCAUUGAAGUUGAUGAGGCACGGAUUCUAUCGCUUCAGCUUCCAGAUACAUCGAAUAGCUACGAAGAUUCUAGCGGUUCAGGUCUGCGUACCCCACAACCUGACAGUACUAGGGAGACAAGAAUAAGAGGCGAUUUGGCCAAUGUUCGGACGCCUAGGGAGAAUAGGGAAAGAUUAGAUGAGGAAAAUAACACCCUUGAUUCUUCUGCACACAUCACGGAUGCCGAGUUGACAAGUAUGGGAGUCCGGCGAUCGUCAGCAAUCAUUAAUAGCCAGGAAGAUUUUUUCGAAAUUGACGAUGAAUUCAUAAGCAAAAUCGGAUCCAACAGGACAAAACGCUCAAUUUCCACCGCAGCAAAUACACAGCCAUCGAAACGACCUCGAUUUAUGCUCGACCCCGUGAAAUCUUCUUCUAUCUUGAAAUCACCUAGAAACGAGAUGACUUUGUCCCAGCGCCCGGCCGACCAAGUUGAACGCAAAUGGCAUAUUGCUGCUGAAGAGCUUUCCUCUCAGCCAAAAUCUUCUCAAAAAUCAAAUAAGAGUGACGGCAACUCGAGAUUGCAGUUUCCUGUGGUCAAGGAUCCAAAUGACCCUGCCACGAUAUCGCGAGCCAGCCAGCAAAGCGGCUCGGUGAAAUUAUCUCACCCUAUUUCAGGGUUCGGUUCAAAGUCAGCGCUUACUGCUUUACCUGCACCUCACUCUCAUUCAAACUCUGACAAGACCACGAGCUGUGAAACUUCACAGUUACCUCGCUCAGAUGGCGUUGAAUUUGAUAAAAUCCUUCGUGAAUCUUUCAAUAUCCCGCCUAAUGCCACAAUCUACACGUUCCAUUCUCCCUGCCCUUCUUCGUCUCUAAUUCGGGAGACAAUAAGCAACGAUUCACGGCCAUCCGUGGUUUAUCAAAACGCGUAUUACAGCAACGAUGAUGAUGUACCGGACCGGUCACGGGAAUAUGCAGGGAGGGAAUUUAAAUUGGAGAGCAAUACAGUGCCCUAUCUUCCUCCAUUUGAUCCAACUGGAAAAUCUCCCUUACUUCAUGGAGACAAGCCUCCGGUAGUUGUUGACCAGGCCGCCCUUGAAAGGGAGAGUGAUAGGCUUCGAAAAGCUUGUUCCCUCCGAUGCUGGGAGUUCGCUCCCCUGCCUCCAUCACGUUCGGAGGUAAUUGAAUGGUGCAAAGAGCAGGAUUCCAAGCGCCUUGGCCCUCAGUCCUUUACUACAACAAAUUCAAAGCAACCUGGGAUUUCUCAAAUCGAAGCAGCCACCCAAAAAGAUUCACAUGGCUUCCUAUAUUCUCAGAAGAAAUUUUCUCGAAAUAUACAGCACGAGGCACAUUACAUGAGUGUUAUGAGUCUCGAGGUACAUGUGAAUACUCGAUGCACUCUGGCACCCAAUCCUGAAGAAGAUGAGAUAUCUUGUAUCUUUUGGUGUAUCCAGUCCGGGGAUCGAUCGCUUGGUGUUAACGAGCCCAGCGAUGAGGUUCAAACCGGAGUUCUUGCUGUUGCAGAAACUGAGAGUAUAGCAGCUAAAAUCAGAUACGAUACCAAUGCUGAGAUAGAGGAAGAGUCCUCAGAGCUCGACGUUCUCACCAAACUGGUGGACAUUGUGCGUUAUUAUGACCCGGAUAUCUUAACAGGCUACGAAGUCCACAACGGCUCUUGGGGUUAUCUUAUCGAACGUGCAAGGGUCAAGUAUGACUAUGAUCUUUGUGAUGAGUUAUCCCGAGUGAAGACCGAUUCUCAUGGACGUUUUGGCAAGGAAUCCGAUCGAUGGGGUUUCAACCACACUUCAACCAUACGGGUAACAGGCAGACACAUGAUCAAUAUUUGGAGAGCCAUGAGAAGCGAACUGAACUUGAUUCAGUAUACUCUGGAGAACGUUGCGUUUCAUUUGCUUCAUAAAAGGAUACCACAUUAUCCGUUCCAUGACUUAACCAAAUGGUUCAAGAGUACUAAGCCUCGAAAUCUAGUGAAAGUCGUCAAUUACUUUAUCACCCGCACCAGGCUCAAUCUGGAUAUCCUUGACGCAAAUGAAUUAAUUUCAAGAACGAGCGAACAGGCUCGGAUUCUUGGAAUUGAUUUCUUUUCCGUCUUCUCGAGAGGUUCUCAGUUCAAAGUAGAAUCUCUCAUGUUUCGCAUAGCAAAGCCAGAGAACUUCAUUCUGAUUUCUCCAAGCAAAGCACAAGUUGGCCAACAAAACGCUCUCGAAUGUUUACCAUUAGUUAUGGAGCCUCAGAGCGAUUUUUACAACAGUCCGCUCUUAGUUUUGGAUUUUCAGUCACUCUACCCGAGUGUUAUGAUUGCUUACAAUUAUUGUUAUUCUACAUUCUUGGGUAGGAUUGUCGAUUGGCGUGGUCGAAAUAAAAUGGGCUUUAUUGACUAUCAGAGGCAACCAGGCUUGUUAGGGUUGCUUGAAAGCCAAAUCAAUAUCGCUCCAAACGGUAUCAUGUACACCAGACCAGAAGUCCGCAAAUCGCUUUUGGCUAAGAUGCUUACGGAGAUUCUGGAAACUCGUGUUAUGGUGAAGGGUGGCAUGAAGGCUAAUAAAGAGGACAGGGCUCUGCAACGCUUACUGAAUAACCGACAGCUUGCAUUGAAGUUGAUUGCGAACGUGACGUAUGGAUAUACUUCUGCGUCGUUUUCAGGACGGAUGCCCUGUGCAGAGAUAGCCGACAGCAUUGUCCAAACUGCUCGGGAGACAUUGGAAAAGGCCAUCGCAAUGAUUCAUUCUGUUGAACGAUGGGGCGCUGAAGUCGUCUACGGCGACACUGACAGUUUAUUCAUCUAUCUCAAGGGCCGUACCAGAGACGAAGCAUUUGACAUUGGGGAGGAAAUCGCACAAAAAAUCACUGCCUCGAAUCCUCGUCCUGUGAAGCUUAAAUUUGAAAAGGUAUACCAUCCGUGUGUCCUCUUGGCUAAGAAAAGAUACGUCGGUUAUAAAUAUGAGAGCCGUGGCCAGACGAAGCCGGAGUUCGACGCUAAAGGGAUAGAAACUGUUCGCCGAGAUGGCACUCCAGCUGAACAGAAGAUUGAAGAGAAGGCGCUGAGAAUUUUGUUCGAAACGGCUGAUCUAAGUCGAGUCAAGAAAUAUUUUCAGAAGCAAUGUGCCAAAAUUAUGCAGGGCAAGGUGUCCAUUCAGGAUUUCUGUUUCGCAAAAGAGGUUAGGUUGGGCACAUAUAGCGAGAAGGGUCCACCUCCGCCGGGCGCGCUGAUCAGUGCCAAGCGGAUGCUCGAGGAUCCAAGAUUAGAGCCACAAUAUGGAGAACGGAUUCCCUACGUGGUGAUUUCGGGUGCGCCGGGUUCAAGGCUGAUUGACCGCUGUGUGGCGCCUGAAGUGCUUCUUCAAGACCCACAAAUGGAAUUGGACGCGGAAUACUAUAUUUCGAAGAACCUCAUUCCGCCCCUUGAACGAAUCUUCAACCUGGUAGGGGCCAACAUCCGACAGUGGUAUGAUGAAAUGCCCAAGUAUCAGCGAGUACGGCGCACUGACAACGCCAUGAUCUCUGACGGAACCCUGUUGCGGAAAACUCUCGAGUCAUAUAUGAGGGCUUCGUCCUGUGUGGUGUGUCGGGAGAAGCUAGAAAACGGAGAGGCCCUUUGCAACCACUGUCUACGGCGUCCGCAUCUUUCGCUCAUGCGCUUGCGAUACAGAGUCCAGCGGGCGGAAAAAAAGGUUGCGAACAUACAUGAGGUCUGCCGUUCGUGUAUGGGAGUGCAGUGGGGUGAAGAAGUCAAAUGCGACAGUAAAGAUUGCCCAGUGUUUUAUUCAAGGACCAGAACGACGUUCAAUCUCUCGUACACUCGAUCACUCUCGGAUCCCAUUGCCGAAGCACUUGAGAGGUCGGGCGAGAGCAAUCCAUGGGCAUGGUAAACUUGCAUUUAGAUCAAAAACUCACUUUGUUUCGGUAUGGGAAUAAAUUAUGACAUCCAAUAAUGAUAAGACGAUUGUAUCCAAUACUCAAUUCAAGACAAUUUGAUCUCAAUCACAGAAUCAACGAAUGACUCGUCUUAAAUGGGGAUUUGCGCGUGCAGUUGCCACGAAGCCAAGCUGUGUCCAGUUUCUUUGUUCUCAUGCACAAGGAGGCUUGUUCUGGACGGACAAUCUUCCAAAUCCUCCCUCCCACCCAAUGCAUUAGACUCGCCUAACUCCGACGGCUCCAACUUCCAAGAACCAGGAAACACGCAGCGACAGUUUUCGUUUUGCUUCCAAAAAUUAAGCCUUCUUCUUUUGACCCGGGAGCCAGUCUCGAUUCCCAAACGUUCGCCACGCCUAACCGCUGGUUCAGCAUUAUCAAUUUUCUUUGUUUGAGAGCAAGCGAAUAGCAGCCCGAGGCUCGACAGAUACGAAUAUAUUCCAAAGCCGCCCAUUGAGCCAGAGGGAAAGGCACGUCGAUAACACCAACCCAAGCCGCUCUGAGCCUAGGCGGCAGUUCAUUGCUCAUGAACUAAGGAUCUGAUUUCUGUCCCAAAAGCUGGGGAUCGGCCGUAUGACGCCCGGGUCGGUUAGUCACCGAGGGCGGAUAUCACCUCCUCUGUCGGGACUCCAAUCAGUGCAAAUGACGAUAGCUACAUACAUGCUCUGUGCAUGCCCGUAUGUAUAUAGUUCACUGUCCCAAAAGCGCUUCGGCUGUGGAA